Molecule: messenger RNA, 1653 nt
Organism: Trichophyton rubrum CBS 118892
Lineage: Eukaryota; Fungi; Ascomycota; Eurotiomycetes; Onygenales; Arthrodermataceae
Exons: 2
Coding region: 429-872 (147 amino acids)
Biological process (GO): mRNA splicing, via spliceosome
Cellular component (GO): spliceosomal complex; U2AF complex
Molecular function (GO): metal ion binding; pre-mRNA 3'-splice site binding
Source: RefSeq, a predicted model, not a curated record
AGUCGAAGAAAGAGAAAAGUGAUCGAGCCUCAGUCAAUCAAGCGAAUUCUUCAGGAAGAAACGCGGUCUCCGUCACGGGUAUACCCUUGAAUUGUUCUCGGAAAAUACUCUCUCGCAGCCACUCUUCAAGCUUACGCACCUUCGAAAAUGGCCAACUACCUCGCAUCUAUCUUCGGAACAGAGCAAGAUAAGGUAAGCACUCUUCCCCCCGGACCCAGCUCCCUUGCGAUGCCUGCAUCACAGCCGCCUUCCUGCAGACAGGAGCUAAUAUCAGGCCCGCCGCAUAGGUUAACUGCUCGUUCUACUACAAAAUCGGCGCAUGCCGUCAUGGUGACCGCUGUUCGCGAAAGCACGUCAAGCCGUCGUACUCGCAGACUAUCCUCCUACCGAACCUAUACCAGAACCCGCAAUAUGAUCCCAAGAAUAAGAUGAACCCCAGCCAGCUGCAGAACCACUUCGAUGCCUUCUACGAGGACUUUUGGUGUGAGAUGUGCAAGUACGGUGAGAUUGAGGAGGUGGUGGUGUGCGAGAACAAUAACGACCACUUGAUUGGAAAUGUAUAUGCUAGAUUCAAGUACGAAGACUCUGCACAAAAGGCCUGCGAUGCGUUGAACUCUCGCUGGUACGCUGCUCGACCGAUAUACUGCGAGCUAUCGCCCGUCACGGAUUUCCGAGAAGCAUGCUGCCGACUGAAUAGCGGCGAAGGGUGUGUGCGAGGUGGAUUCUGCAAUUUCAUCCACCGCAAGGAGCCCAGCGAGGAGCUUGAUCGGGAGCUGGAGCUUUCCACGAAAAAAUGGCUGAGACUGCGCGGCCGGGACGAGCGGAGUGUUACUCGCAGCCCAAGCCCGGAGCCCACGAGGAAGCGGUACUGACCUCUUUCCAGGGCUGGCCUCGUACAUCUUGGGGUUUAUUUCCUUUAGAGGGGAGAGGAGCGCACUUAGUCUGCUGGUUUGGAAGCAAGGCGUUUGGUACCUUUCUUUUUUCUCUCUUUUCUACGAAAACAGAUAAUAUACUCGGGUCAUGGAUGACACUCGGAGAGUCUCCCUCCAUACAACCUUGAGAGGAUAAUGUAUGCUUUAGAUAUACGUGCUGUCUAAUGCAGCACAUUGCGUCAUAAGCCGGGAGCAGGCACAGCAAUGCUCCUCGGGUCCUCCAGCUCCUCCACCAGUUCCUGUUCCUGUCCAGUCCAGGCACCGCGGCGAGGUUUCGGAUCCCGCUGGAGGGUGAUCCAUGGGCGAGAAAGGCGACUUUCCCGCUGCAUGCUACAGCUAAACUUCCGGAACGCUCCCCUUAUUAUCCAUCCAUCGUAUUUCUUAUUCGUCUUGUGUCUUCGUUUCUUAUUCCUCUCGUCAGUCGUUUUCCUCUUCUCGCCGAUUCACGCAGACAGGCAGCCUUGUCCUGGCCUGCUCGUGACCCUAUGUGGGGGAUUCCUCGAGGUCGGCGGGAGCAGGUCGUUCGCAGGCGCCGGCGUCGUAUGUAGGCGGCAUCCGGUAUGACAGAACGCAGACCCGGCCAGCCUCAAAACACUAUAUAUAUAUCAUGCUGAUGGCUAUAUAGCUGGCCUGCUAUACGCCGUGUCAGAGCGGUUUCAAGCACACAAGCGCCGGACAGUUCGCGGGCAAGCCAGACUAGUUGGUUGUUUUAGCUGCUGGC